Hymenoscyphus albidus is the source of this 1211-nucleotide messenger RNA. Lineage: Eukaryota; Fungi; Ascomycota; Leotiomycetes; Helotiales; Helotiaceae. The record is from the annotation of a GenBank genome assembly.
CGCAGAGCCAAGUUGCUGAAUCAAUCACCAAACGCCAUUGAUCUCAUGAAGGACCAUACAAUUCCAGAAGUAGGAUCUCGGAAGCUCCUCAGUUCAAUUGCUACCGUUUACUCACUUCACUAAACUAACCAAAUAGAAACUAACUGGCACUAUUCUUAUAAAGGCAGCUUCAUCCGCCCCCUUCUCUCCUUUCCCGUCCUCCCUUCCAUCUGAGAAAUAGAAUAGGAAGAUUCCAAUCCAUAUAUACAACAGAGCAACAGGUAUUUCCCAAAAUAUGGCAACAUUCUCGUACGUCCCCCCCCACCAUCUAUAUGCCCACCCUUCUAACCCCCCUUAGAAAAACCACCUUCAACGCCCUCUCCUACGCCGCUUUCCGCCCCUCCUACCCCCCAAAGCUUUUCCAAACACUCCUAACCUACCACCGCGGGCCCACAACCACUCUUCUAGAUCUAGGCUGCGGUCCAGGCCUCAUCUCGCGAUCCCUCUCUCCCUCCUUCAAAAGCGUCCUCGGAACCGACCCCUCACCCGGUAUGAUCGCACAAGCGAAAUCCUCCACACCUCCAAACCUCUCCAACAUCCAAUUCCGCGAGGCAUCAGCGGAAAACCUGGGUUUUAUUGAAGAUGGGAGUCUGGAUAUGAUCGUUGCGGGCCAGGCAGCGCACUGGUUCGAUUUCACGAAAGCGUGGGGAGAAUUAGCGAGGAAGGUAAGGAAAGGGGGGAUGAUGGGGUUUUGGGGGUAUGUUGAUAAUGUGUUUGUUGAUUAUCCUGCUGCGUUUGGGGUUCUGAUGGAGUACAGUUAUGCAGAAGGGAGGAUGGGUCCGUUCUGGGAAAUACCCGGACGGAAUAUUCUAAGGGAUCGGUACCGUGAUAUUGUACCUCCGGAGAAUGAAUGGGAGGAUGUGAGGAGGAUUGAGUAUGUACCCGGUACGGAGGGAAAGGAGAGUGGGAAAGGGGAGCUGUUGAUGGGGAGUAGGAUGAAGUUGGGGGAGAUGGAGGGGUAUGUGAGGACGUUUAGUGGGUUCCAUAAUUGGGCUUCUGCGAAUCCCGGGAGGAGGGCGAGGAGGGAGGGAGGAGAUGGGGAUCUGGUGGAUGAGAUGUUUGAGAGGAUGUUGGAGGUUACGCCGGAGUGGAGGGCGAUGGGGGAGAAUUGGAGGGAGUUUGAGGUGGAAAAUGAGUGGGGGAGUGUUAUUUUGCUUGCGAGGAAGAGGUGA